Strongylocentrotus purpuratus (purple sea urchin) is the source of this 3576-nucleotide messenger RNA. Its product is annotated as forkhead C-like protein. Gene Ontology annotation, biological process: regulation of transcription by RNA polymerase II; anatomical structure morphogenesis; cell differentiation. The record is from RefSeq and is a predicted model, not a curated record. Lineage: Eukaryota; Metazoa; Echinodermata; Echinoidea; Camarodonta; Strongylocentrotidae. Gene Ontology annotation, molecular function: RNA polymerase II cis-regulatory region sequence-specific DNA binding; DNA-binding transcription factor activity, RNA polymerase II-specific.
AAAGUAAGUUAUAAGUCCGAUGAAGAAGCUUAUCUUGCUCAAGACCUCUGAACUGGAAACAUUGCUGCACUGACUCUGCCUACAUACCCAGCUUCACAAAUCUCGCCUCAUCGAUUGCUUUACUCCUCAUUUUUCAUACCAUUUGAAGUGUUCUGCACUUGAAGCCAUGGAAGCGCAGACCGAUGCGAUCAGACCCACCGACGUUACGGCCGAGUCGCGACACUCAUCCCCCGACAUCGCUCCACCACGGAAUGGAAAGAAACCAUCGCGGGUCGAUCUCCCGGGUUUUACCUACGCUGAGCUGAUCACCAUGGCGAUUCAGUCGUCGCCUUCUCGUAUGAUGACCAUCGUAGACAUCCAACAGUUCUUUCGUGAUCGCUUUCCUUGCUUCCGAACAUCCUACAAAGGCUGGCAUAACAGUAUUCGACAUAACCUCUCAGCUCGAGAGUGUUUUUACAAGGUGCCCAUCGUGGACAAGCGUCAUAAAUGUCGCACACACUACUGGAUGAUCAACCGCUGUUCUCACUGUCGCGAUGGCAACGGUCUUAUGCAGGAGGCACGACAAUGGAGGACCAGGAGGAUGAUGGCGAAGAACGUGAUCAGGAAGAAACGACGAGGAUCGAAGAAGAACGGUUCGUCGACGACCAGGAACGCUGACGGAUUGGACUCCAAGGUGACGGAGAAGAAGGGUCCUUUGAAAGACGCUCAGCUCACGUGUCAACCUUUCCCAGCGAGAACUCCCCCCAUGCACCCGAUGGAGUAUACCAAGCUUAGCUCACCAGACCAGUUCACCCACGGCCCGCAAACACCAUCCUAUCAAGGGUCUGACUGGGCUUACCCAACGACCUACCACACUCGCCAUCAACCUGCUUGCCGUGAAUGCGGUGACGACAUGACCGGUGACUGCGAAUACUGCGUGUUACUCGAAGUCGACAACGAACCACCGUCACCGAUGCGUUAUUCGUCGUCAUUGACGUCGUCGUCACCGCCGGACUGCCUUUCGACAAGGAGUGAGAGCGUCGGGACUACGUCGCAGACACUAUCUCACUUCAAACCUUAUGUUAAGGAAGAACCAAGAAUCCAGCAAUUGGCUCUAAAAGACGAUUCGGUGCUAGACGAUAUCGUCGACAAACAAGACCUGUUCCAAACGGACGACAACUUCGACGCGUCCGUAUACAACGUCGGAGGUCAUAUUGAAGCUCACCAGCAUUCUGGUACUGUCGUCCCGAUAUCAUUGUCGAAAUCAUUGCCACCGUCGUUGCCUUCAUCACCGGCACCAUCAUCGCCCAUGCAGUACGCCGUUGACCUUUCACGCCAGAGUUCUUCCCGUGCUAGCGGUUAUGCCGUCUCGCCAACCUUGCCAGACUGCCCCAGAUACCAGGCUCAUCCUAACUUGCCAUGCACCAGUCUACCUCCGUUUAAUUACUACAAGGGUUUGCAACCAUACUUCUUCUUCCAAGAUCAAGCCUAUCACUUUGAUCAGUGCGAUCGACUCGUCAUUGACCCCCGUUGCCAUGUUGCCGACACCACCAAAGGUUUCUAUCGCUACCCAUCAGAGGAUUUCGUCAGCAAUUGUCAUCGCAGCAGCGAGGUGGCAGGAGCUGUUGACCUGAGCGUACAUCAUCAAAGUGAAUUCAUUGGUCGGACUGAUGAUGAGAGACGUAGCAUCCCUCACAGAUCUCACUGUGAUAACAACUGUAACGAUUCUCUUCUUCUGAUCGAAUCCAUGCCUUACAGAACCAACCCCAGAGUACCAACCAACAGCCCUAUGCACCGAUUCACACGGCCAGUGGACUCCUCCCCCAUCCCCUUUCACCACGGUAUCCCCUCCAGACACACAUCCGACAACGCGGUUCCCCGACAGCCGGCACGCCUCUUGGGCCAAUCUCGCUUCAUCCCGAGAUCUAAUGUGAACGUCCUGUUGGACUUUGGCGGAGAGGGCGCCUCUCCGGCUUUCGUCGCAGCUCCUAAUGACAUCAGGACGAUCUCAAGUCUCGGUGAGCUUCUCAAGGUCAGCAUGGUCAUCGCAUCCCAACACGAAUACCACAGUAUGUGAUCAAGACGUUGAAGAUGAUAUUCAGGUUCAUUAUGAUCUCCACGAACUAAAGUCGUAUUGUCUAAUCAUUGUUCAAUGGCCAAGAAGUGACAACCAUUCAAAAUGUUGCAUCUCAUCAUUAAUACUGCUGGAUCCAACAGACAAACAUCACUGUGGUUGCAUCCAGCAGUUUAAAGAAUUAGAUCCUUCAUUUUGAAAAGGUGUAUCUCUUGGUUUAAUUGAAUGCUGACUUAACAUUUUUCUUUUUAAGAGUGCGCAUUGAAUAUUUGUAUGGACAUAAUUAUGCCUAUCGUUUGUGCACCGAGGCGUUACCGAGGCGAAAUAGCCAUUCUGUAAUACUUAGUGUGAUACCUCGACGACACAGCCAUUCUUGCUAUUGUUCUUAUCUUGCAUGCAUGCUGUAGUUUAGUUUGUCAAGAAAAUAUACCAUCAACAAGCAGACUAUAAUCGUCUUUUCACUACAACAAGCUUUAUUGAAACAAUUGCCAAAAACAAUUGAUAGUCGUACGAAAGAAAAGCAUGAACAAAUUAUGUCGUUUUUGUUUCACUUGAUUUAGGCAGUAAAUUUGUUGAUUAAUAAAGACAUUUUAAGAUUAAAAAUUGACGAAAAGGUCACGGUAGGCCUUUAAUAAUAUGUGAUUUUAUUAGCCUGAAGUUACUUUGCAAGCGUAUCGAUAAAGGAAUGAGCUAUCGAUCGAACUGCCCCCACUGUCGAAUGCCUUACAUGCUUAGUUUCAAGACACCGGAGAGAAAGAAAGUAUGCUUGGCUCACAAAUUGAGAUGAUCUAUGAUUUGAUGUAGCCUCAUUCACAAAGCACACUAUAUAUUUUAACAUUUUGCAUAUUAUUCAACAUGUCAACAAUAUAUUUUGAGAAAUUUUAGAGGGAUAUUCCAAGGGGGAACUACAACUUCUCGUCAGCAACAAGAUUGUGACAGUUGCACGACCUUGUUUUCAAUGAAUUAUCUUUUGGUAAAAUUACUUAGACUUCGUGUUAAAAGGCUACGAAUGAUAAAACAGAAGAGAAACAUUGCUUUAAAUGUAACUGCGUUUUCCUGUGUUUACGGGCAGAGUAGAAUAUGAUUUUAUCGCACUUAUGUAGAAUACUUUUACAUGUACUUACAUAUCAAAUUUAUGAUGUUAUUGGUGGAGGGGUUAAUAUAAAAUGCCAUUUUGGUGACAUUUGAUUUAUGUAAUUAGUAUAAGAAAUUGUGAUAACUCUGCACAAAUAUGAAGUUACUAUCCGUAUGAAGGACUUUGGGCGGGCAAGAUUUUUAUGGAUAUUUGAUUGAUUUCUCUUUAUCAUCUUUAUACCAUCGACUAUGACUUCAUUCAGAAUACCUCAAGUUAAAGACAUAUUCUUUGUGUUUGUAAUACAAAGAUACAUUUAAGCUUAAUUGUAGUAAUUAUGUUUUGUAUAUAUAUAUAUAUAAAUUGCAUGCACCCUUUUUCAGAUGUGUAAAGAGUACUGUAUUAACCGUGUGUUCCGCUAAGUUCACAUUAAAUACAUUUUAAAAGAUAA